Molecule: messenger RNA, 2055 nt
Organism: Haliotis rubra (blacklip abalone)
Lineage: Eukaryota; Metazoa; Mollusca; Gastropoda; Lepetellida; Haliotidae
Product: insulin gene enhancer protein ISL-1-like
Exons: 6
Coding region: 133-1329 (398 amino acids)
Biological process (GO): neuron fate specification; axonogenesis; positive regulation of transcription by RNA polymerase II
Cellular component (GO): nucleus
Molecular function (GO): cis-regulatory region sequence-specific DNA binding; DNA-binding transcription factor activity, RNA polymerase II-specific
Source: RefSeq, a predicted model, not a curated record
AACCUUGCACGAGUUUUCAAGAGUGUUUGAGAGUUGCCGGGAACGAACGUACACAUAACUGCGAGUCCUUCUUUCCACGUGGAGUGUUGUUGCUCAAAACCAGCCAAAAUUUCACCCUCAAAGUCCGGGGACAUGACUGCUGAGACCCAGGCCCCAAGCACCAAGCGACGGGUGUCGGUCUGUGUCGGCUGUGGCUCGCAGAUUCAGGACCAGUUUAUUAUGAGGGUCGCCCCCGACUUGGAGUGGCACGCAGGGUGCCUUAAGUGUGCUGACUGUGACCAGUAUCUCGACGAAUCGUGUACAUGUUUUGUCAGGGAUGGGAAAACCUACUGUAAACGGGACUACGUGCGGUUAUUCGGGACAAAGUGUGCUAAGUGUGGUUUAGGAUUCAGUAAGAAUGACUUUGUUAUGAGAGCAAAAACAAAAAUAUUUCACAUCGACUGCUUCCGUUGUGUAGCAUGCAGUAGACAGCUAAUACCUGGAGAUGAAUUCGCCUUGCGAGACGACGGGCUGUUCUGUAAGGCUGAUCACGAUGUCGUUGAACGCGCCUCGGGUCCUCUAUGUGACCCUGGGAGCCCACUUAGCAAUAACAAUAACAACAAUAAUGACUCGUCAAGUGUAAACAACAACAAUAAGAAAAGCCACUCAGAAAAGAAUGGACUACAACUUGCAGGUCGAGCAGAGCAGGCAGGCGGAACCAAGCCUGCUCGGGGUGGCCAUAAGUCUGAUCACAAGACCACGCGGGUGAGGACGGUGUUAAAUGAGAAACAGUUACAUACGUUACGGACUUGCUAUAACGCGAACCCCAGGCCGGACGCUCUCAUGAAGGAACAGCUGGUGGAGAUGACCGGCCUCUCCCCCCGGGUCAUCAGGGUGUGGUUCCAGAACAAGAGGUGUAAAGACAAGAAGAGAAGCAUCCUCAUGAAGCAGAUUCAGCAGCAACAGGAUAAGCCUUUCUUUCAUCUGUUGCAGAACGGAAACGGCUUGCAGCGCCCCCUGCAGGGAGUCCCCAUGGUGGCAUCCAGCCCCGUGCGUCACGAGGGGCCUGGAAUCCAGGCCAGCCCAGUAGAGGUCCAGAGUUACCAAACUCCUUGGAAGGCCCUGAGUGAGUUCGCCAUGCAGGGAGACAUCGACCAUCACCAUCCCCCCUUCCAACAACUGAUGUCAACGUUCGACAACAUGGAAGCCCACUGCGGGGCAGGGGGAGCGUCCCCACAGAGCGACCCCCUCAUGCACGUCUCCUACCUCCACCACGACGACAUGCCCAACUCCGUCAGUUCCGACUUUCCCCGAACACCGUCAGAACUCUCGAGUCCGCUCAGUCAGUGACGGUAUCCCGUUGGCGGCGUCUGGGACUGACGUCGCCUCGGACAACUUACUCAAUCAACCUAGUACCUCACUGCCACUCUGUUGGGGGCAGGAGACCCAUAUUCCGUUCAGGGCUCCUACGCGCACAAGGAACACGCCCAUCAACGUCCCACCGGCUGGUCCUCAGUCUUAGUGUAAACUGGGCUUACCUGUGUGCAGUGUGGACGUACGAAAGUCAUAGUGAGCCAGACUCCAAGUCAAACCAGGAAGUGGAGGACCGGCACCGGUCCGGGUUUUACACGGGACGAGUAUCUGUGUUAGCCUACCAUGUAGGUGUUGUUAUCAACCGGAUCAAGGGUCCGGACCAAGAAUGUUGUGUUGACUCGUUGUGAAAAAUGUGGAUAUAUAUAGGACAAAUGAAAUUAUGAACAAUGUAUAUAGACAGUGGUUUGUGUCAUUCUCGUGCUGUGCUUCUUAUUGUUAUUUUUGCACGAACUGAGCGCGUGGCUCCGAACUAUACCCCACCCACCCCUUAUUGGGGGGUGGGGUACGACAACACGUCUGUGCAUUGUUUACACCACAGAGUAGCUAUGUGAUCUUGUCUUCUCCAUGUCGUGCUGUCAUCUCUCUCAUCAGCACGUGCAGAACGUGCAAUCAAAAUGGCGUCCUCUAGUGUAUCUCACUCAAUCAUCCCUAUUUCUUGAAAAACAUAAUUUAAAUUAUGCAAUAAAAUGUGUACAAAUGUGA